AUGCAGAUGCAGAUGAUGAGAGAUGGAAAAGAAUAUGACAGAGAAAGUGCUGAUGAUAUAUACGUUUCUCAACAGUCGCAAGACGGUAUUCAAUGAUUCCCACGCAUACUCAAGGUCGGUGGUAGCGAAUCCUCCACUAAAUCCUCCCGCCCUCACAAUCUCCCCCGGAAUCUACUUCGGCACCAAAUCAACCUGGACCACACAGAUACACCUCUGUUGAAACAACCGACCCAUUCAAGCUUCUGCACAUGUUCCUGCGUGGCUUGACUGGCAUACUGCAUAUAGUCCACACAAGCGAGAUGCGGAAGGAAGCAAUGCUAAUUGCCCUCGGAAAGAAACUAGAACUGCUACUACUAACGACUCUUCUGUGCGCUUAUUUCUUCAUAGACAGAUGGCUUGUGUGUUUCGAAACGGAAAAUACCUGGAUGCGGAAGGAUGAGAUGCUCGCCAGUUUGGAUAUUGAAGGAAGCCCUGGAAUACAAUACUGCAAUUGCACCAAGCUGGUGCAAGUAAUUCAUGCUUAUGUCGUCACUUACUACCCAGCUGGUAAAGGCUUGUUGUAUGGAAUUCAGAAGCCUGACGGUGUAAUGAUAACUGAAGAAGGUGUUCUCCUCAGCGGUGAAAUCCCAUACCCGUAG
Messenger RNA from Hymenoscyphus albidus, 638 nucleotides. NCBI's taxonomy places the organism in Eukaryota, Fungi, Ascomycota, Leotiomycetes, Helotiales, Helotiaceae. The record is from the annotation of a GenBank genome assembly.